GUUUUGAUAACAAGAGUAGACAGUCAUGUGACUUCAAUAACAAUUGACGCAUUUUACGAGAUCCUCCCUACAUGAGUUUCUGUCCUGUUGCUCUUAUUACUCUUUUAAAAAGUGUUAGGUUAACAAGAACACCAUUUCCAGCACUUAGUUUGGUAGGGCUGCUCACCUGCCAUGAGAACACCUGGGAUUUUUAUUUGCGGGUUGGUGCUCGCACCAUGCGGGUUGAUAUUAGACCUGACGAGCACCGUGGCACCAAGCUGGCGCACCAUCCAUAACAUCGCAGGAGUUUCCACUGAUGAGGUUAUGCAGCAAGGACUCUGGGACAUUUGCAAGACAUUUACAUCAACCCGGGAUAUUCAGUGCAACCAACAGGACACACAAUACUUUAGCAAUCAGAUCAUCAAGAUUGCGCAGGGGUUGAUGUUGGCAUCUCUUAUUCUCAAUGUCAUAGCCAUUGGCGUGGCAUCUCUUGGAGUCAGAUGUUGGACCGAUACACCAAACUGGACAGUCGCUGGGAUCGGGGGUAUUCUCAUCUUCAUCUCAGGGGUCCUCGCCAUCAUUCCAGUGGCGUGGUAUACUCACAUUAUGACCUCGAUCAGUUCUCCGUCCACCGACAUUCGUGUAGGAUAUUGUUUGGUGUUGGGCUUCAUCGGCGGCAUAUUGGAAGUGAUUGGAGGUUUGGUUAUGUCCAUCGGUUUAUGUCGGUGUUGUGGCGAUCAGUCCACUCGCGAUCCAUCUCCACUCCGUAGGGUAACGGCCCCGAGUGUGAGCAGCAGCUCCAGCAGUGUCCCAUAUUAUUACUCCAAAGAUACCAACGUGGACUUUCCUAGCGCGAAAAGACCGCCGGACAUUAGACCUGUUAACACUGCUUACACAACAAGACCAUUCGAUUCAGAUUUGUAAAACGCACAUACAUUUUCAAACCAACGGCAUUUACAUAAAACAAUGCUUAAACAAUAUUCUAUCACAAAUAUUAGGAAUGGUUUUAAUGGAAAAUAUGAUGGUUGCUUCCAUUCUUUACCUCAAUUAUAGCUCGCUUUGGAUAAAAAUGUAAAUGUCUCUGUGGGUCUCUAAGAACACCGUUAAAUUCUACUGAAAUAUAACGCAAAGCACGCUAAAUUUUGUAGUUUUUAAACGACUGGAUUUUGUUCAUAGUGGUAUUCUCAGUGGAAACCAUUAUAUAUAGAGUCACCCUAUUAACUAUGUAAAAUGUUAAACUGCACCGCAGUUUUACCAAAGUAAUAAAGGCCUAGUAUAUUGGCUAUCUUAAGUGUAAAAGUUGAAAUUCAUUUUUCUGUCAAUCCAUGGUGACUUGGUUCAUGCAAGUUACAAGUUUUACUGGUCAGACGUGAUCUCAUGUAUUUAAUGUGAUGUCACUGGAUGUGCUCGAUAUUUAUUUUUAUAUAUAUGUUGUAUAUAUGCCCUGCGAUGGGUUGGCACUCCAUCCAGGGUGUAUCCUGCCUUGAUGCCCGAUGACUCCUGAGAUAGGCGCAGGCUCCCCGUGACCCGAGGUAGUUCGGAUAAGCGGUAGAAAAUGGAUGGAUGGAUGGAUGUUGUAUAUAUAAUAUAUAAUGCUAGUUUUAUGUAGCCCUGUAAGCAUCACAGGUGUGUCAGGUUUUCAAAAUAUCUGUAGAAAAACCAAACUCUAGUAAGAUUUUAUAGAAUAUUUUUAGUAUGCUAUUAUAAGACAGUACCUCCAAUGUCACCUGACAUUUUCAAGAACUUUUUGAAGAGUUGUAAUCUGUAUCGUGUUGUGUAAAAUUUCUCGGGAACCUUUUGAGUUUCGGCAGUUAUACAUUAUACAUUCUACAAAACGCAAAAACAUUUAGCUUAACAAAGUUCAUCUUUGAAAGGCAUGAACUAGCCUACAUAAAAGGCAACAAUUCUCGCAGUAACACAUAAUUUGAUCAGUGGGAUCAUAGGAGGAGGGAGGCAGAGACAAAAGAUCGUAGCUAAAUCUUUCAAAUUAGAACUUAUUCACAUUCUUAAAAGAUGUCAACACCUUGAUGAUGACCUUAAAUGCAUAGAUAUAUAUUUUCAUUUUAUCUUGCGUGAUAACAGGCCACAUCACUUUGCACUAUAGGCAGUGUCAAAUCACGCAAUGUCAUUUGCUUCCUCCGCAUACAAAAACAGGCCGAAGGGAGGAAAAAUGGAUAUCGAAAUCGAAAGUAUCGAUCUGUCAUAGCCAAAACCAAUAAGCUGUCAUUAUCACACUUAGUAAGUUUGCCAUUUAGGCUUUAGCCAGCAUGACUGUAAACGCGAGAGUCUGUUGAUUUUUACAAAGUAGUGAAAAUAAAGACUUAAUAAUCACAACAACCUAAGAAAAAGUAGAAAUGUUUGAUCGAAUGGGCCUCCAUUUAUACAUUUAUAAAUCAUUGUGUAGUAUUUGUCAGUUAUUGGAUGACACUGUGUGAAAAUAUAGGCAUAGGCCUACAACGUCGUCAUGAAUGAAUGCGGCAUUUAUAUAGCUUUAUUGUGUUUUGCUAUACACCCAAAGCGCUUUACAAUCAUAUGAGGGGGUCUCUCCUCACACACCACCAGUGAUGUUUUUUUCGGCUACAGGAGCAUAUUUAGCAAAAGGUUUAAUAGUGAUCAACCUCUGUUUAUUUCCACCACCGCCUCUGGUGUUCACAGGAGUGAGAUAAAAGACCUCUGUAUAAGUUAAUUGAGUAUGUGGUAAUUUUGUACCUGACUUGCACCCAUCAUGUUGUUUAUUUUCCUGUAUUUUAUGAUUAUCGAUGUGAUGGCUAUGCACUCACCAAGGAGAACUGUGAUUUUGGAGUAUAUUAAUUACUGAGUGAUAAAAUAUAUACCCAUAAUAAAAAAUAUUUAGAAAUGA
Molecule: messenger RNA, 2839 nt
Organism: Triplophysa dalaica
Lineage: Eukaryota; Metazoa; Chordata; Actinopteri; Cypriniformes; Nemacheilidae
Gene: cldn23.2
Product: claudin 23.2
Exons: 1
Coding region: 172-903 (243 amino acids)
Biological process (GO): bicellular tight junction assembly; cell adhesion
Cellular component (GO): plasma membrane; bicellular tight junction
Molecular function (GO): structural molecule activity
Source: RefSeq, a predicted model, not a curated record